AUGCAUAUAAUCCCAGCACUUUGGGAGGCCGAGGUGGGUAGAUCACCUGUCAGUUCGAGACCAGCCUGGCCAACAUGGUGAAACCCCCUGUCUACAAAAAAUACACAAAUUAGCCAGGCGUGGUGACGUGAGCCUGUAGUCCCAACUAUACCAGAGGCUGAGGCUGGAGGAUAGCUUGAGCCCAGGAGUUCGAGGCCAGGAGUUCGAGGCUGCAGUGAGCCAUGAUCAUGCCAUUGCAUUCCAGCCUGGGCGACAGUAAGACCUUGUCUCAGGCUGGGCGAGGUGGCUCACACCUGUAAUCCCAGCACUUUGGGAGGCCGAGGCGGGCGGAUUGCCUGAAGUCAGGAGUUCGAGACCAGUCUGGCCAACAUGGUGAAACACCAUCUCAACUAAAAAUACAAAAAAAUUAGCCGGGCGUGGUGGUGUGCGCCUGUAAUUCCAGCUACUCGGGAGGUUGAGGCAGGAGAAUAGCUUGAACCUGGGAGGCGGAGGUUGCAGUGAGCCGAGAUCACACCACUGCCCUCCAGCCUGGGCGACAGAGCGAGACUCCGUCUCAAAAAAACAAAAAACAAGAAAAAACCUUGUCUCAAAAAACAACACAAAAACACAAAUUUCCUUCUGAAAGGGAUUGUUCCAGUUUGCAGUGUGCCCAGCUAUUUAUGACCAUAUUAUUUUUUAGACUCCGUCUAAAAAAAAAAAAGACUUGUAUUUAAUAUGAUUUAAUCGACUGUGCCCAUCUCACUGCGGACACUGACUGCGCAACCUGAGCCUGGAGCAGUUGAGGGAGACGGCAAGACCCCACGCGCCGUUUAACGACCAUAACACGCGUGCACUACAACCUCGCCGCCGGCGUCCAGGCUUCUGUUUUCUAUAGCGUGGGAGUAGAGAGCAAACGCCGGCGAGGACGUGACGUUGCACAGGCCUAUCACAGUGCCCGAGAAUUCGUGGGUGCUCAAGAGGAUGGGUGUGGCCUGGCAGCGCAGGCGCACUAGAGGCCUGUAGGGUCGGGGCGCCUGCGCAGUCGCUCUUCCUCAGGCGGCGGCCAUGGCGGGACAGGAGGAUCCGGUGCAGCGGGAGAUUCACCAGGACUGGGCUAACCGGGAGUACAUUGAGAUAAUCACCAGCAGCAUCAAGAAAAUCGCAGACUUUCUCAACUCGUUCGAUAUGUCUUGUCGUUCAAGACUUGCAACACUAAACGAGAAAUUGACAGCCCUUGAACGGAGAAUAGAGUACAUUGAAGCUCGGGUGACAAAAGGUGAGACACUCACCUAGAACAGUGCCGUGCUGCUGCUGGGAAGUUGCUUUACACAACACAGGCCACAUGGGAAAGGCCCCAGCAGCCUUCAGCUCCUUCCUUUCUCCUUAAAGAGCAACAGGGCUUAUUCUUGUUUUUCUUUUUUCAAAAGUGUGGCCUUUGGGCUCUGCCAUCUGGGGUGUGGUGUGGUAUGUGGGAAGAAGUUCAGAGGAACCGUUGGAAACGACGUUAGGCAUUUUACCUUUUCAGUAACAUUUUAUACAUCUACUUGUCGAUGUAUUUGAGACAUUCAUAGCCAAAAGCCUGGGACUCUUUGUGAAGGUCCUCCUCACCUCUGUCUUUCUCUCUCUCUCUCUCAAACUUUCCUUAAAGUUCUCAUCGCGUUUGCACUGCUUCUGUGAACAGUCUUUGUCUCCUCCCCACCUUUGGUGGGAAGUGCAGGGCAGUCCUGGUCAAGACACUCAUGCCCUGGCAAUGUGGCUGCCAGAGAAUGUUGUUGCCAACCCACCAGUUUCUUGUUGAUUUGGAGAGGUCAAGGCCAGGCCCCCACUUGGCUUGAAGGGACAUUUUCAGACUUUUCUUUCUGUCACUUGGAGUGUCUAUGCCUCUCAUAUUUCCCUAAUAAACUCCUCAACUUUU
This is a messenger RNA of Pan troglodytes (chimpanzee), 1894 nucleotides long. RefSeq names its product BRICK1 subunit of SCAR/WAVE actin nucleating complex (gene BRK1). Gene Ontology annotation, molecular function: protein-containing complex binding. Gene Ontology annotation, biological process: actin filament organization; regulation of actin polymerization or depolymerization; cell motility. Bases 1045 to 1272 code for a protein of 75 amino acids. The record is from RefSeq and is a predicted model, not a curated record. The transcript is spliced from 3 exons. Lineage: Eukaryota; Metazoa; Chordata; Mammalia; Primates; Hominidae. Gene Ontology annotation, cellular component: SCAR complex.